GGGUUGGUAGUGGAAGACACACGACGGUAGCGGGGGUUAGUAACAUGGCUGCCAGUCAGUCGGUAUCGAACCGCCUAGUUGUAAAGUACCGACAUGACCUCCGCCAAGAGGGCAAAAUCCGGGAAGUGAAAAUGCGAUUCUCCAUCAUCAUUGCCAAUGGAAUCGGACAUUGAGAAAAUUUCAAAAAUUACCAGAUAAAAGAAAACAAGAGUCUAUGAAUAUUCUAGACUGGCUAAUUAAAAUUUAACACAAGAAUAAUGGAUACAGGAGGAGGAACAAACAAGAAACAAAUCCGAGUUGGAUUUUACGACAUCGAUGGUACCAUUGGGAAAGGAAACUUUGCUGUGGUUAAAUUGGCAAGACACCGAAUUGCCAAGACCGAGGUAGCUAUUAAGAUUAUCGAUAAGACUCAACUAGAUCCAACGAAUCUUGAAAAAGUUUACAGAGAAGUGGAAAUUAUGAAACAAUUAGAGCAUCCACACAUCGUUAAAUUGUAUCAAGUGAUGGAAACAAAAAAUAUGAUAUACAUGGUUUGUGAAUACGCGAGCAGAGGCGAAAUCUUUGACUAUAUUGCAAGAUAUGGAAGAAUGGGCGAGCCACGAGCCCGAUCAACGUUUGCUCAAAUUUUAUCAGCGGUUGAAUAUUGCCAUUCGACGGGUGUUGCUCAUCGAGAUUUAAAAGCUGAAAAUUUACUUCUCGAUGCUCAAAUGAAUGUGAAAAUUGCUGAUUUCGGUUUUAGUAAUAGAUUUACGCCUGGAGAACGUUUGAGCACUUGGUGCGGAAGUCCACCUUAUGCUGCGCCAGAAGUCUUUCGGGGGAAACAUUAUGCUGGACCGGAAAUUGACGUUUGGAGUCUUGGUGUUGUUCUCUACGUAUUGGUUUGUGGAGCACUGCCUUUUGACGGUUCAACUUUACAAUCAUUAAGAGAUCGCGUUCUAAGUGGGAGAUUUCGUAUUCCAUAUUUUAUGAGCACAGAAUGUGAGAGUUUGAUACGAAAAAUGUUAGUUUUGGAGCCAUCGAAACGUUACACAAUUCCGCAAAUCAAAAGACAUCGAUGGCUCGCUGGAGCCGCUGAUGCAAUUUAUACAACAGCUUCUACAAUUCCGAGUGCACAACAGGAACCCAAUGAUCAAAUUCUAAGACUUAUGCACAGUUUGGGAAUCGACAUCACACGUACAAGAGAGUCAUUGAGGAAUAACAGCUAUGAUCAUCACGCGGCAAUAUACUUUUUACUGUUAGAACGAGUAAAACAACAUCGGACCAGUAAUUCCAACAACAGCUGUUGGUCUUCAGUGCCAAGACAAAAAGAGGACAAAUACAAAUCAAGAAGGGAAGAAAUGGUGAGAGCAGGAAAAAGAUUCAGUUCAACGAGUUCGUCAACGGACGAGGGAUGCUGCAGUGCUGAGGGCGAUUUGGAAGAGGGUCCAAGUGGUGAUGAAUUGAGGGAGGCGCAGAUUAAAUUAGAGGAGCACAGAUUGGGUCUGGAUCAAGAUAUCAGUCAGAGAAUUGAUAGUCAAAUUGUUAAUAAAAGGUUGAGUGAUUAUCAGCAACAUCAUUUUGAUGGUCCAAUAUUGGACUCGGUGGAAUCAUCAAGUAGAGCUGUGCUUUUCGCGACUGGUUGCAGUCGCGGUAGUUCAUCAUCAGAAUUAUUUGAAUCCAGUUUUGACUCUGGCUGUCCACCCGAUUAUUCAGUAACAAGUGCAUGUUUCACGAGCAGUUUGCCCUCCUGCACGCCUCCAAUACCACAAAGUCCAUCUCCUGUAGCUAGAAUAUCAAGAGCCUCUCAAGGAAGACGAGCUUCUGACGGAGGUCCAAGAUUAUUAUUUAGUCAGCAAGGUGGCGGCGACAGGCCCGUCAAGCAGCGAAGCAUUCAAGACUCGGGAAAGGCAAGAGGCCACUUGGAUCUUGUACAUUUGAGAUCGCCCUCAACACCACCGCAAAAUCAUCAAUCACAUUUCAAGACGCGGGCAGAAUCUGGAACUCAAUUGCAAUUAUUGGUCCAGCAGAGAGUGCUCCAGCAGAAGAGAAAUUUAUAUCACAGACACAGAAGUGGCGGUAGUCCAACACCGAUUCCUGUGCCUUCGACUGGUUUCUCCCGAUUGGGUGAUAAUGUUUCACGUCAAGAUAGCUAUAAAUUUGCUCAAAGAAUGCAAAUUUUACCCACAUUGUCUCAAGAGCAUGGAGACGAUGAUUUUGCAAGAAAAAGAGAACGCGAGGAAGAAAGGUGGAAGAGUUUGCCGUCACGUUUGGCGGCAGAUUGUCAAUUAGCCGAAAGAACACUCCUAUGGAGUCAUCAGGUGGGUUUGGGAGGAGGCGCAUCAUACUUACCACCCGGAAGUGUGGGUGGUUUCUUAUGGCCUCCAGGAAGCAGUCCUCACUCAACGAUUUUUGAAAAUGUCAACGAUUCAAUGGAGUGAUUAAAAGUCUCUACUUUAAAUUUUAAAAGAAAAGAAAAAAAGAAGAAAUUUACAAAGAUUUUUUGAAAUCAAUAAGAAAAUAUAGCCAAUUAUCCAGGCUGAAUAACUGUGGUCAAUAUUUAUAUAGAUUUUUUCAUUCCACAAGAAUAUUUGUAAUUAUUUUCUACAAUAUUUCCAUUUUUUGACAUCGACCAGAAAACAUUUAUAUAUUUUCUUUAUCGUAAUUUUUAAUUAACAAAAAUACUAGAUUUUCAGAAUUUAUUCCAAUAUAGUCAACGUCGUCUUUCCAGAUGUUGAUUGCUUAUUUAUUAAAUUUUACGAUUUUACAAACUUUACUUUCUUUUUUUUCUAGAGAGAAAUGAUAAAUAAUUUAUGAAACGGCUGAUGGCACGUGCUACCAAAAUGUUAUCGCUAAAAAUAUAUAUAUAUAGAAUAACUAUAAUCUUUAGGGUCUCUUAGAGUCUCUUCACGCAUUCAUGUAGGGCAUGGUCAUCAAAACUGUGCUUUCUUGAAAUUUAUCGCGGCGAUAUAGUCGCGAUGCGACGUCAGCCGACUUUUAUCAAUUUUCUUUUUGCAAAAAAAAAGAACAAACAAACAUUCAACUUACGCAAAAGAAAUUUAAUCUUCUUCUCGCAAAAAAAAGUAUCACGUAAUAUUUUCUUGCAAUUUUGAACUUCUUUCCGAAUUGUAAAAGCAAAUAUUAUUAAAAACAAAUAAAAAAAAAUUAAAUAUUUUACAUUAGGCUCAAAAAAUCAGAUAAAUUUUUUAAAAGGUGUCCUUUAAAUUCAGUGAAAUUGUAAUAAAAAAAAUUUUAAUUUUACACUAUUUUAAGGGCGUUCAUCCAAAGAAAUGCAAAAUUAA
Messenger RNA from Leptopilina heterotoma, 3278 nucleotides. RefSeq names its product MAP/microtubule affinity-regulating kinase 3-like. The transcript has 10 exons. Lineage: Eukaryota; Metazoa; Arthropoda; Insecta; Hymenoptera; Figitidae. The record is from RefSeq and is a predicted model, not a curated record. Gene Ontology annotation, cellular component: cytoplasm. Gene Ontology annotation, biological process: intracellular signal transduction; protein phosphorylation; microtubule cytoskeleton organization. Bases 258 to 2417 code for a protein of 719 amino acids. Gene Ontology annotation, molecular function: tau-protein kinase activity; protein serine/threonine kinase activity; ATP binding.